This is a messenger RNA of Thlaspi arvense, 357 nucleotides long. The record is from the annotation of a GenBank genome assembly. NCBI's taxonomy places the organism in Eukaryota, Viridiplantae, Streptophyta, Magnoliopsida, Brassicales, Brassicaceae.
AUGAGAAGGCAUAGAAGGCACGCAGCGACAAUGCACUGUCAAGUGUUGAGCAGCCACGAGAAAGUGCCUCCAACCAUUAACAUCCCAAAGUCAAUGCUUCAAUGCUAUGGCGAGUCGGUAUAUUGUACAGGGAAAGACUUGCUGAGUGAGUGUGCCAAGGGGAAAAGCCCAAUGGAAAGGUUUAUAGGAGUGGUAGCAUGGAGCAUCUCCACCACCCGUCCUCUCAUGUUUGGUGUUUCCCCUUACAAUCCAAUUCUUGGAGAGACUCGCCAUGUUUCAAGGGGUUCUCUCAAUGUCCUCCUCGAACAGGGGCAUCAGUUGAAGCUGGGGUGCAUGGAAAGUGGCAGCUUAAACUGA